AUGGCGCUCGUUAGGAACGCUCAUGGACUGCACGUGAAGCCAUUCAGAGCAUCCUCGGACUUGAUGGUCCGACUCUUUGUGCUGAAUUCUAUCACUGUUGUCCCCCUCUUGGUGGAUUAUCGCGCAUUAAUACUGAGCAACCGCCGCUGACUUUUUCUUUCCCAUUCUUUUUCCGUAUUCUUACUCCCAUGAUAAGACUGCGCAUAUCCUGGGCCAAAUCCACAAUAGUAAGACCGACCGCUUUCCGCUUUUUCUCGAAGGCCCCUAGAACAAAUUAACACAGCCCCUCACACUGGGUCUUCGAGCCAUCAGGAAGCAAGGAUACGAUUGCCUGGUACCUGGGAA
Molecule: messenger RNA, 345 nt
Organism: Blastomyces dermatitidis ER-3
Lineage: Eukaryota; Fungi; Ascomycota; Eurotiomycetes; Onygenales; Ajellomycetaceae
Exons: 1
Coding region: 1-150 (49 amino acids)
Source: RefSeq, a predicted model, not a curated record